AUGCCUCAGUGUUCUCUUUGUGGGGCGUCUGGAACCGGCCGCUUUUGCUCCGAGUGUGGCCAGCCCUUCGCCAACGGAGCACAACAAGUACAGCCCAACCAGUCUAGUGGUAUCCAACAGCAGCAGCAACAGCAGCCACCACGCGUUCCGCCGCGAUUCCAAGAGCAAAUGUCAUUCGAGGAGCAAGACCAGAAGUCGCUUAUGUAUCAACAACAAAACAAUGCCAACACGCCACCUGUCAUCCCUGUCGUGUAUGUGGAUGGAGACGCAGCUGCAGCGAGAAGCAACGGCCGCUCGGCCUCCGCGGCUUCGUCCAAUGGCGGACAGGACACCAACAUUGGCGGUCGCACGCUGUCGUCAAGUGGCUCUGGGAUCCUCACGAGCCGAUACUCGGACCAUCCAAACUGCGACGUCUGUGGCUUGGCCUUCGACGUCACUAAGCGUCGACACCAGUGUCGUGCGUGUGGUCGCUACGUCUGCGGCAACUGCUCCCCGUUAAUGCUGUUGAUCCCUGAAGGAGACCAGAUCGAAGGCGCUAGAGGCUACGAUCCGUCCAUUCCGCAGCGUGCCUGUUUACACUGCGCUCCUGCGUUGCGUCCCCUUCAAGAGGAGCUGGUGGCUCGAUACGCCAAGGCAAACGUCGAGACAGCUCCACACGAAGCCAAGUCGAGACUUCACGUGCCAUUUUCUCCCUCCCUGGAGAAGGAAUGCACCAACGCAGCCGAUAUCAUUGGCAACUUUUUCCGGAACGACUCGGGUGCAUCCGGGGACAGAGCGAUCCCGAUCUCAAUGUUGGAAAAUGCGCACGGGCUGGCAAUCAUGACGAUUGUCAAGGCAGGGUUCCUUAUUGUCGGCAAGGUGGGCACAGGUAUCGUGAUUUCUCGUCUCGGGGACGGAUCGUGGUCUGCGCCUUCAGCUAUUGGCACUGUGGGGCUGGGCGGUGGCUUUGAGAUUGGUGGAGAGAUCGUCGAGGUCAUGAUCAUUCUGGGCUCUCCAGCUGCUGUGCAGGUCUUCUAUUCGCCUCAGGUCAACUUGGGCGCAGGUUUGGACGUCGCCGUGGGUCCUUACGGGCGAUCAGCCGCCGCUGCCGCAGCGAUCAGCAGUACUGGACUUAACGGCAACUACAGCUACUCGAUCAGCAAGGGUCUAUACGCUGGAAUUUCACUCCAGGGCUCUGUGAUCGCAACGCGCAGUGAUCUAAACCGGAAGUUCUACGGACAGGAUCUGGAGGCGAGUGCACUACUGAGUGGAGCUGUAGGCCAACCUGUGGCUGCUAAACCGCUGUAUGAGGCUCUAGACCGUGCCACACAUGGCAUCCAGGAACACAAGGAAGUGCUGGCCGAGAGGUCUCGCAUGAUGGGGGCAUGUCGUGCCUGCAAUUGCCAGGUCUUCGUAGCUCACUCGCACCAAAUCUGGAACAAGAAAUGCAAGACCUGCAACCAUAUUCACUAG
Molecule: messenger RNA, 1452 nt
Organism: Phytophthora nicotianae INRA-310
Lineage: Eukaryota; Oomycota; Peronosporomycetes; Peronosporales; Peronosporaceae
Exons: 2
Coding region: 1-1452 (483 amino acids)
Molecular function (GO): phosphatidylinositol binding; metal ion binding
Source: RefSeq, a predicted model, not a curated record